Trichomonas vaginalis G3 is the source of this 4509-nucleotide messenger RNA. RefSeq names its product tricorn protease domain 2 family. Bases 1 to 4509 code for a protein of 1502 amino acids. The transcript has a single exon. The record is from RefSeq and is a predicted model, not a curated record. Lineage: Eukaryota; Parabasalia; Trichomonadida; Trichomonadidae.
AUGGAUCCUCAAGAUCCAAUUGGAUUUCGACGUAACAAAGCUAUACAAUGGAUCAGAACAGUAAGUUAUAGCCAUGAAGAUCAAAAAAUCUGGCAAUAUGGUGAGAAUAACCUUUAUAAUACGAAUUUUCAAAAAUAUAUUUCAAAACGAGAAGAAAUCAUAGCAGACCCUCAAAGUGUACCAAAAACAAAUCCAAUAUCAUCCUUAUCAACUAUUAAUGAAAUACGAGAUUUCUUUAUGAACGAUUUAAAAGUUCCUCAGUUCGAAUUAUUGAUUCCUGAUAUCAUCAGACAAGUAAUUAUGGUCUCAUCAGACAAUAUUGGUCUAUGUUUAUGUCUAUCUACAUAUGCAAAAUCGAUUCCUUUAAUUGUACAAUCACUUUUAGCCAAUUUCAAAGAUUUCCCAAAGGAUGCAAAGAAAUUUGGUCAACAAGCAAUCAAUAUGCUCUCCAAAAUGAAGCCAAUUGCGCCUUUUUAUCCCGAUUUUGAACAACAUUACAUUUUUAAUUUUGGUCUUGUCGAACCAUACAUCGCCACCAAGACAUCAUUUACGUUAGGUGAUGGAUGCGUAUACUCAGGAUAUAGUAAUAAUACGAUUGUUUAUACAUUUUUGAGUUUAUUCGACGAAAGUAACAGAACUAAAACGAUUUUUACUUCACAGAAGUCGCUUGGAAGAUUCUCAUUAGUAUGCAUUAACGAAAUACUGUUAGUUAUAUCAGCAGAUGUCCAAUCUUUCGCAUUAAAUACAAAUACAUACGAAACUGUACAAAUUCAGAAACUAUCUUAUGUACAAUAUCCAUGUAUAUCAGACGGUCAUUACAUAUUCUCAAUUUCAGAAAAUCAUCCAAAAAUUAAAGUUUUCGAAAUUAUUGGAUCAGAAGCUGUUUAUAUUCGAACAGUAACUGUCGAAACUACUUUAAAUAUCAGUGAUUGCAUCUGUGCUACAAAUGGAACUGUUUUAUCUUUACUUUCUUCGGCAAAUAAUUCGAAAAGUUGUUCAAUGUAUUCAAUCAUCGAUGGAAGGUUCCUACAAACAAUAGAGAUAGAAAGAAAGGUCGGUUUACCAUUAAUUUACGGUUGGAUAUUCGAUCCUUACAAUUUUGGACAUCUUUGUUUGACAACUGACGGAUUGUUGUUUUUAAAUGGUCCGUCAGCAUUGCCACCAUGGUUUUUCGGUAUUAAUAUCCCAGAAGUAUCGAAAAUUCAGUUCGCAAACGAACAUGCGAUUCAUAUCUCGUAUUUGAAUCAAUUGUUGCUUCUCGCUAUAUAUUAUUUGGGAAGUGGUAUCUUUCCUAUGUCGAAUGCCGACCAAACUGUUAUAGUUUCUUUGUUAUCUUUAAUGGAAAAUCAAAUUAAGUCAAGUGAGUUUGAUCCGAACAUUAUCCAUGCCAUUCUCAUAAUUUUAUUGUCAAAAUGCAGGCAGUUGAAUACAGCUUGUCCAGAAAUUUAUGGAAUUACUUUACAAUUUUUCAAUGAAGCGAACAAACAUCUUAGACCGCUCAGAAAACAUAUGAGUUUUGUUUAUCUCAGCUUGUAUAACAUGAUUCCUCCUGAAAAUGAUAAAAUUAUCAAGAUAUUUAAUAAAAUUUCCGCAGAUCCUUCUUGUUCAGAGAUUUUAGUCAUGCUAUUGGAUAUUAAGUCCAUCGAUCAGGAGCUUCUAUCAAAGGAAUUCGUACAAAACGUAAUUUUGAAUUUAUUAAAAUUAAAACAAACAUUUUCUGACAGAGUUACCUCAUUACUUUGGGAUUUGAUAACCAAACUAAUCGAUGCCCGUGAAAUUCCUGAAGUUUCGGAAAAAAUUGACGCUUUUGUAAUAAAUCUCGUUGCAGCAAUGAACAAUUUAUGUAUUCCAUCGAAAGGAGCGGUCAUGACUAACUUACAGUUCUCCAGAUCUCCUACUUUGAUCAUUUAUUACAGAUUAUUGGAUACAUAUCUUGACACAAGGAAGAUAACAACAGAUAUUGUGGCCAAAAACAUAAAUAGUCUCUCAAUAUUGACUAUUUGUUCGUUAGAUCCUAUAAUUGACAGAAGAAUUUCAAAUAUUUUGGCCAAAAACAUUUUCUUGACUUAUCUACAGCUUCUCGAUAAGAUUUACAACGAUGAUGAAUUCAUAAGAUACAAGAAAUUGCCUCAAAAAGUGUUUCAUCCUCAAUUCAAAAUCAAAAAUCGAGAUAAUGUUACGGAUUUAGUCGAGAAAUGCCUCUUAGACUCCAUUGGUAUUGCCAACCAGUCCAAUAUCGAGACUUUCCUCACCAAAAUAUCGAACAAUGUCAAAAUUGGAAUCGAUUCUUUUUCAAAUUUGUCCGAAAAAGUGAAGAAACUCGAAGAUAUCCAGCCACAACCACUUAGAAAGAUCAUACGAUUCCUUGAAGACCCAGAUGCCAAGUUUAAUGUCCAUGGAGACGAAGCAAUGCAAGAUUUCCUAAAAUCUGUAAAAUAUUAUCACGACCAAACCGUUGUAGACUAUGAUUCCGUUGUUGGCUCUCUUCUUUUCUACUUCGAUGCCCUUUCCGAUGACAUUCUCUGUCUUUCCCAAGAAGAUGCGAUGAAAUUCGUCCGAAUUAUCCCUUCCCCGCUCUCUCUUCCCUACCAAAUCCUUGUUGCCGCUGACUACAAGAUGAAUGAGAACCAAAUACUCGCACUCAAGCUCGACGACCUCUGUAAAAAUAAAGAAAAAAUCAUUCAAAUUUACCAAGGUUAUCAAAAUUUGUCACUUUUACAACCGUUAAUUUCUACACAACAUUUAGUUUCUGUUAGUGAAAGUGUGUUGAACAGAGCGUUGAGUCUUUCGUGUAUUUACUUCUCAUCGGAUAAUGUUGUUCUGGACAACAAAAUUUACUUUCUUUUGCAAAGAAUUCUGCAAAAUGUCACUGGAGUCACUUUUCCAACUUUUUUAGAUCUUUGCAGGAUCAUCAUUAGCAAAGGAUAUGAUGUCAUAUCAGAGCAGCUCAGCCAAUUGAUAAUAGACAUUAUUUCUCGUGGUUUGAUGAAAGAUAAAAGUGUUUUGCCAAAAGUGAAUGAGUCUUCAUUCUUUAAAUGCGUUUUCACGGCAAUUGACACUGCAAGAAUCCUUCUUUCGUCAUCAACUGUCUUCUCUGGUUUUAUUUCAUCUGUUGAUUCGUUUUCGAGAGAAAUGAAAAUUGCGGUUUUCGCAAUUUGUCAAAAUUCUUUGUUUGUCACAAGAAACUCAAAACGAAUCGAGAUAAUUCUCCAAAAUACAGAUGUCAUAAAGGCAAAGGAUGUCACUGUUUCCGUAGAUUCUACAAGACUAUUCCUAGAAAACGGAAAAGUCAUAGAAACAAGAGUUUGUAAAUCAAUCAAAACUUUCUCAGAAAAAUUCAAAAUUCAAAAAUUGAAACAAACUCGUUCAAUUUUUGAUUGCGUGUUAAACUUCGGCGCGCAGAGUGAAAUAGAGAAAGUUUUGAAGUACUCUUGUUUAGUUGAGUUUACAAAACUGCCAGAAUUAUGUCAAACCGCUGAAUUAUUUGAAUUUUUCAAAGGAAACAAAAUUUCACCUACAACUGUCUUAGAUCAGCGGAUGUGGCAUUUCUCGAACUCUUUCUUCAAACUCCCGAACUCGAGAAUCCCUCCUUUCCAGAUAUCUUCCGCUCAUUCUUCUUCAGUUUUGUCAAAUUUGUCAGAAAAUGACAAAAUUUUUGUGAAAGGCGAAAUUGUUUCUAAUGGCGAAUUCAUGAUAUCAUCUCCUAUAUUAUCUAGCGUUUUUUCGAACAUUGUCAUUAGUAUUCCUAUUGCAAUAACAGUACAAUUCUUCAUGCAAGGAAAACUUCGAAAUUAUUCAAGUUCUUUGUCUUACAAACAAAUUACAUUGAAUUUCGAAGAGAAUUCUAAGUUAGAAAUAUCUUUUGAUCCUCAAAUCAACGAGAUAUCUGUCAAAGCAAAUGGAAAUGCACAUGUAUUCCCUAUGUAUCCUUCUGUUGAAUACUACGCUUUCUGUUUGAUUAUGCCUGAAUCAAAUUGUCCUUUUUCAGCGGAAUUUUACGAAAAAGAAAUUUCGGAAACAAAUGCUUAUAAGAACUUGAACCAUGAGAAUUUCCCUUCUUUGAUUGAGUCAUCAGGAGCUGCAAGUGUUGGAUCUAUAUUUGAUAAACAUCAGCUCCACAACAGGACAAAUCUUUGUUUGGAAAGUUUAUCUUGUUCUGCAUUGGAAAACAUUGCAAGAAACAAAGGAAAUAAACUGAAAACGAAAGAAUUUGUUGAAUGUCUUGUUAUUGAUGAUGAAAUGGACAUUGCAAGAGAAAUUGCUCUUGAAAUAGGAAAAGAAGGGUUUCAUUUAGAAAACAAUGAUGAUGUUGUUGUUUAUUCAGGAAAUAUAACAGCAAUUCCUGUAGGAAUGAAUUUCCAAUUGAGAGAUAAUAAUUACUGGGCUGAUGGAAAUAAAAUUGUGAAAAGAGGAGAAGGAUUUACAACUCAGCCGUCUUUGAUUAUUCCAAUCGAUGAUAUAAGAUGUACUUCUAUUGUUAAUAACAAAAUUGCGAAUUUGUUUGAAUAA